CCGCUGCCGGCGCUUGCCGUUUCCAGUGUACCUGGCCUUGUGCUGCCUGCUGUGUGUGAUGGUUUGCGAGUACCUGGCUCUGAGCUUGAGCCUUCAAACCAGCCAGCUAAAAGGCAGUGGAGCAAAAUGUUUUUAACGACAGUAUUACUGCGGAAGGGAAUUCCUGGCAAACAAUGGAUUGGGAAGUACAGGCGACCAAGACAGGUUACCAUUUCGAUGAAGCAAGCAAUGGUCCGAAGGUUGGAAAUUGAAGCAGAGAAUGAAUAUUGGCUCAGCCAGCCUUACCUGACAAAGGAACAGGAAUACAAACACAACUCGGAAGAGAGACGUGCCAAGUGGGAAGCUUUCAAAAGCCAGAAACGAGCCAAGUUUCCUGAGCACAGAUACAUCAGCGAUCAUUUAAACCACUUAAAUGUGACAAAGAAGUGGACAUGUUGAAUAACACAGCAUAUUUAUAUUUGUCACAUGCCGUGCACUACCCUGGGAUCUGCUCUCGUACCUUUUAUGGUGUUUCACUGUAAUUCGGGUGGGUGACAAAUAAGAUGUUGCUGUGGUGUACAAAAUACUACAUUAAAAGUAGUCCCCUGGAACAGUG
Molecule: messenger RNA, 595 nt
Organism: Passer montanus (Eurasian tree sparrow)
Lineage: Eukaryota; Metazoa; Chordata; Aves; Passeriformes; Passeridae
Gene: MRPL57
Product: mitochondrial ribosomal protein L57
Exons: 3
Coding region: 127-438 (103 amino acids)
Biological process (GO): mitochondrial translation
Cellular component (GO): mitochondrial ribosome
Molecular function (GO): structural constituent of ribosome
Source: RefSeq, a predicted model, not a curated record